GCCAGUGGAAUGGAGAAUAAGUGCUGUGGUCACCCUCUGCUAUGCUCUUUGUCAGCCAUGUACGCAUUUCUGCUUGGAGCCAUUUUUAUUGCUUUAAGUUCAGGUCGCAUUCUACUGGUAAAAUACUCAGCCAAUGAAGAGAACAAAUACGAUUAUCUUCCAACAACUGUGAAUGUUUGCUCAGAACUGGUUAAGCUUGUUUUCUGUGUCCUUGUGUCAUUCUGGGUUAUAAAGAGAGAUCAUCAGAGUAGAAACUUGAAAUGUGCUUCCUGGAAGGAAUUCUCCAAUUUCCUCAAGUGGUCCAUUCCUGCCUUUCUUUAUUUCCUGGAUAACUUAAUUGUCUUCUAUGUCCUGUCAUAUCUUCAGCCUGCCAUGGCUGUUAUCUUCUCAAAUUUUAGCAUUAUAACAACAGCUCUUCUAUUCAGGAUAGUGCUGAAGCGGCACCUGAACUGGAUCCAGUGGUCCUCCCUCCUGAUUCUGUUUUUGUCCAUUGUGGCCCUCACUGCUGGGACUAGCACUUCACAACAUGAUUUGGCAGGACAUGGAUUUCAUCAUGAUGCUUUCUUUCGCCCAUCCAAUUCCUGCCUGCUUUUUGAACAAGGGAGCCCUAGCAAAGACAAUAGCACACCAAAGGAGUGGGUGUUUCCUGAAUCUAAGUGGAACACCACAGCAAGGAUUUUCAGUCACUUCCGCCUUGGCUUGGGCCAUGUUCUCAUUAUAGUCCAAUGUUUCAUUUCCUCAAUGGCCAAUAUCUAUAAUGAAAAGAUAUUGAAAGAAGGGAACCAACUCACCGAAAGCAUCUUUAUACAGAACAGCAAACUCUAUUUCUUCGGCGUCCUAUUUAACGCACUUACUUUGGGCCUUCAGAGCAGUAACCGUGAUCAGAUUAAGAACUGUGGAUUUUUUUAUGGUCACAAUGCCUUUUCGGUAGCCCUGAUUUUUGUCACUGCAUUCCAGGGUCUCUCAGUGGCUUUCAUCCUAAAAUUCCAGGACAACAUGUUCCAUGUUUUGAUGGCCCAGGUCACAACUGUCAUCAUCACAACAGUGUCUGUGCUGGUGUUUGACUUCAGGCCCUCCCUGGAGUUUUUCCUGGAAGCCCCAUCAGUGCUACUUUCUAUAUUUAUUUACAAUGCCAGCAAGCCUCAAGGUCUGGAAUAUGGAUCAAGGCAAGAAAGGAUCCGAGACCUGAGUGGCAGACUUUGGGAGCGCUCCAGUGGGGAUGGAGAAGAGCUCGAACGACUUACCAAACCCAAGAGUGAUAAUGAGUCUGAUGAAGAUACUUUCUAA
This is a messenger RNA of Elephantulus edwardii (Cape elephant shrew), 1287 nucleotides long. It is a transcript of the gene SLC35A5, whose product is annotated as solute carrier family 35, member A5. The record is from RefSeq and is a predicted model, not a curated record. Gene Ontology annotation, biological process: pyrimidine nucleotide-sugar transmembrane transport. Gene Ontology annotation, molecular function: pyrimidine nucleotide-sugar transmembrane transporter activity. Gene Ontology annotation, cellular component: Golgi membrane. Bases 10 to 1287 code for a protein of 425 amino acids. The transcript is spliced from 6 exons. Lineage: Eukaryota; Metazoa; Chordata; Mammalia; Macroscelidea; Macroscelididae.